Labrus bergylta (ballan wrasse) is the source of this 1529-nucleotide messenger RNA. It is a transcript of the gene otol1b, whose product is annotated as otolin 1b. Gene Ontology annotation, molecular function: protein binding. The record is from RefSeq and is a predicted model, not a curated record. NCBI's taxonomy places the organism in Eukaryota, Metazoa, Chordata, Actinopteri, Labriformes, Labridae.
AUGAGGAUAAUCUCCUGUCAGUUGACCCUUGCAGCUGUAGUUGUGAUUACACUCACUGUGGUGUCCUGCGUUGAGGCUAAGACUACCCCCAAACCAAAGUACCAGUACACUAAGAAGCCCGUCCCUCAGAUAACCAUGCACAGCCCUGUGACUACCAGCAUGCCCAAGACUCUCAAGACAGUCCCGAGCCAUAAACCUGUGGAGCCCCAACCCCCGCCUGCCACCGAGAAGACCACCUAUCCAAGUCAUGCGUUUCCGCAGUAUUACUCAGAGGGAACUGAGACCCCUGGUGUUGGUCCAGAUAACUACACCCUGGAUUAUAAUGAGUGCUACUUCAACUUCUGUGAGUGCUGUCCACCUGAGAGAGGGCCCAGGGGGCCCAAAGGAGACCGUGGGCUGGCAGGACCACCGGGUGAAAGAGGGAUGCCAGGGACAGUUGGUUUACCAGGAUCACAGGGAGUCAGUGGUCCUAUGGGGUUAAAAGGUGACAGAGGUGAAAAAGGUGACAGAGGAAGCAGCGGUACAGCAGGACCACCAGGGGUGCCUGGGAAACCAGGACAAAAAGGGGAUGUUGGCUCAAAAGGUGUGAAAGGAGAAAUAGGGUUGCAAGGACUCAAAGGAGGUAGUGGGGAAAAAGGGGAACCUGGCCUGAAUGGGACUGCUGGUGAGAAAGGAGAACCAGGUAAAGAGGGCCCAGCUGGACCUCCAGGAGUGACUGUUGAGUCAGGUCUUAAGGGAGACAAGGGGGAUAAAGGGGAGUGUGGCACGUUUGGGGAGAGAGGGCCAAAAGGUGAUAGAGGGGACACAGGGGCUCCAGGCAUCCCAGGAGGGAUGGGCAUCCCAGGAACUAAUGGCAAGCAUGGAACUCCAGGUCCUGUCGGGGUACGAGGGGAUCCUGGCCUUCCUGGCCCACAAGGAGAAUCUGGGGUCAGAGGACCUCAGGGACCAAUUGGGAUAAGAGGGAUGCCUGGACCAAAGGGGGACAGAGGUUACCCUGGAAUGCGAGGCGAUCGGGGCAUUCGUGGAAUGAAAGGAGCUAAGGGAUCAGGGCUUCCUCUGAAACGAUCUGCAUUUAGUGUAGGUAUUUCCCCAAGAAAGUCCUUUCCUCCCUCAGGCUUCCCAAUCCGCUUCGACAAAGUCUUCUACAACGAAGAGAACCACUUCAAUGUCACUUCCAACAGCUUCACAUGUGUUCAUGCGGGGGUUUAUGUCUUCUCCUUCCACAUCACUGUACGGAAUCAGCCUCUGCGAGCCACACUAGUAGUAAAUGGAUCACGACGGGUAAGGACACGGGACUCUCUGUACGGCCAAGACAUCGACCAGGCGUCCACUCUGGUGGUGCUGCAACUGGUGGUAGGUGAUCAGGUGUGGAUGGAGACCCUUAGAGAUUGGAAUGGGGCUUACGCGAGCAGUGAGGAUGACAGCAUCUUCUCUGGAUUCCUGCUUUACUCAGACAAAGCCUGAAACCUCCACUGAAAACUUCUUUUUUUUAUUGGACCUUUUCAAUUUGACUCUUUUUUAACUGCAAA